Messenger RNA from Epinephelus moara (kelp grouper), 1581 nucleotides. RefSeq names its product dynein regulatory complex protein 1-like. The transcript is spliced from 7 exons. Gene Ontology annotation, cellular component: axonemal dynein complex; axoneme. Bases 127 to 732 code for a protein of 201 amino acids. The record is from RefSeq and is a predicted model, not a curated record. Lineage: Eukaryota; Metazoa; Chordata; Actinopteri; Perciformes; Serranidae. Gene Ontology annotation, biological process: cilium-dependent cell motility; regulation of cilium movement; axonemal dynein complex assembly.
CAGACCGCAGCCACACGAACCUGCUGCCACAGAGAUAUAUCUGUGCCUGCUGCUUUUUUGCUAUCAUUAUUACUAUAAUAUUUAACUGUUUCUAUCGAUAGAUUUUACACAACAACAAAUCUUAAUAUGGCGGAAGUUUGUAAGGAUCCAAAAGAGGCGUCUGAAGCCUCUGUGUCCGAAAAUCAAGAGCCUGAGAGCGGGCACUCAGCAGGAGCAGAGACGGACAGAGUGAAGAGUGAGGGCGAUGCAGAGGUGGAGGAAGGGGAGCUGUCCACGGAGACACAGAGGAAAGUGAUGGAGCUGCUGUGUGAUGAGGCGCACUUCCUGAUGGACGAUAAACUCCUGACCCUGCUGGCUCCUCUGGAGAAGGAGAAACAGACCGUUGUGAAAAUGGACUCCCUCCUCUGUACUCUUGGCCUUGGAGAGCAGGACGUGCCCAGGUUGGCUCAUUUCUUAUUAAAGUAUGAACGGCAGCAGAGAGAGCAGACGGAGGAUGUUUCUGCUGAGUUGGGUGCGACACAUCCGACCUCUGGACUCAUUGCUCCUAACCACGUGGUGCCCGCUCUAAAAAGUUUCCUCCAGCAGCACAGGAGGUCAAAGGAGAGUGCCGCCCGCCAACAUCGCAUCUUUCAUGUUGCAGGCCGGCAUACUUCAGAGAGUAAGGCCUACUGGAAGAGCAUGGGCAAUAUCAUCUAUGAGAGCAAAGUGAAACUCUGGGACGAUGCAGACUAAAGCAUGCGGUCCUGACGGAGAUCUCUGAGCUCAUCCCUCAGACUCAGAGUGUGAAGCAGCAGAACGCAGAGCCGUGGACGCUGCUGCAACAGUCCCUCAACUCAUGAGUAUGUGUGUGUGUUUGUGUUCCUCUUGCACUACUCUAAAAUAGGAGCUUAAAAAUGGCUCCCAAAAUGCCUUUCAAAGAUUAACGUUUUUACAGUCUAUCCCUGUGACAUAGUCAGUGACUCAAUCUUUCAUCUUGUCGUUGAUAUGCAAACAUUGUCCAUUUCUCUCGUCAUCUCUCCUCUUGAGUCCUUAUCCUAUGAGUUAAUAGUUGCAUAUCAUAUAUUUAAUUCACAAAUUUCAGCCAUUCAUCUUGUGUUGGUGGUUCUUCCUUGUACCAUCUCUUCAUGAUGGCCUUUUUACAGGCUUCAAAUAAGAUUUUCAGGAGGUAUCUGUCUUCUCUUAACACAGUUCCUACUAUCAUACUGCCUAUGUACAAUACCAUGUAUGAUCUAGGUACAUCAUAGCCCAAAAUUUUGAUAAUAGCCAUAUAAAUAGUAUUUGCUUUUAAUCUGUGGUGUAAUACAGAAUCUAUAUUCUUCCAACAGUGUGAGAGGAUGUUGUUGACUGUUGUGUUCUCUAAAUAUGCAACCAUCUUCUAUAAUAUUCACGACUAGUUCUUUUUCCCAUUUCAGCUUCACAUUUAGUGUUAUAUUUCCUCUUCGAUCAUUCCUAGUUCUUACGGUGCGAACGCAACAAAAAGGGGCCUUCUAAGAACUAUGUCCUUAGAAGCUUGAAAAAGUUCCUCCGCACAGAAAAUGCCUAAUAGUAUAGAAAAUAGUAAAGCUGACAUCUUUGAUUGUC